Messenger RNA from Pocillopora damicornis (cauliflower coral), 1185 nucleotides. Its product is annotated as CXXC-type zinc finger protein 1. Gene Ontology annotation, molecular function: DNA binding; zinc ion binding. The record is from RefSeq and is a predicted model, not a curated record. NCBI's taxonomy places the organism in Eukaryota, Metazoa, Cnidaria, Anthozoa, Scleractinia, Pocilloporidae. Gene Ontology annotation, cellular component: Set1C/COMPASS complex. Gene Ontology annotation, biological process: positive regulation of DNA-templated transcription.
ACAAGAUGGCGGAGGAAACUAAAGGCAGCGGUUCAAAGCUCAAGGACGUAGCUCGUAAAUUUAAUGUCCUACCUGAAAGACAAGCAAAGGUGAAUUACAUGAUUGCAGCACGAGAGAAGGUAGAGGCUGCAAAGGUAAAAGUACCCAUCCUCCAGCAAACAGAAAAGGACCCAGACUUGUGUAUAAAGUACAGGCUCAAAAAACCGAAACCUGAGAAGAGAGACAAAGUUCCCUCAGAGAAGAAAGAAAAGCAGCACAGUUCAUCAAAAGAUGAUAGUGAGCGUAAGAGAUCAAGGAGAACUUGUGGCGAAUGUGUUGCAUGUGUUAGGACAGAGGAUUGUGGACAGUGUGACUUCUGCAAGAUCAAUAUUCUAUAUUCCAAAAGUUCUAAAAUUUUUUCUCACUUUAGACGUAUUCAAGAGAUUUUACCUCAGAAAAUGGUUCAAUGGCAAAAAACUACAAGUGUUGCUGAUAUCAAAGCUGAGGAAUAUCUGCAAAAACUGGCAAAAAAGAAAGAGGAAGCUCAGGAGAAGUUGAUGGAACUUGACAGACUGAGUAAUGAACUUGAUGCUUUUAUAGAGAAGACAAAACAUGCUACAAUAGAAGAAUCAGAGGCACAAGACACUGAAGUAGAAGGUGAAACAGAUCUUCAAGUCCACUGCAUCACCUGUGGACUACCAUUAGCUCCUAAAGUUGCCCUCAGACAUAUGGAGAAGUGUUACAUGAAGAAUGAAAGCUUAACAACAUUUGGUUCCAUUUACAAAAGUGCGGGGAACUUGUUCUGUGAUUAUUACAACCAUCAGCAAAAGAUUUACUGCAAAAGACUCCGAGUUCUGUGCCCUGAACAUACAAAGGAACCAAAGAUCUCUGCCACUGAUGUUUGUGGCUGUCCUCUAGUCACUAAUGUCUUUGAAGAAACAGGAGAUUUCUGUCGGGCUUCAAAGAGGAGAUGUAUGAAACAUUAUUGCUGGGAGAAGUUACGCAGAGCAGAGAUUGAUUUACAACGAAUACAGCAGUGGCUAAAACUUGAAGAGGCAUUUGAACAAGAACGGUCCCUCAGAUAUGCUGCGGCACAAAGAGGAGGAGUACUGGGUCUACUGCUGCAUGAGACAACAUGCCAUGAAUAAAACAACCUCCUGCAACAUUUUGAAGACUUUGUAAUAAAAUAAAUCAUUUUCUUUACAA